GGAGGCAGUCAGUGGCUCGCCGCGCGCCACAACGACCGUCGGAUCUAGCGUCGAGUUUUUCCACUUGUUACCGUAUCGUGCACGGAUCGUUCUUGCUGUUUGCCCCAUUCUUUUUUUUCCCCUCUCACCGUUGUUCACUUGAUCGCGCGAAAGGUCGAUGGUGAAACGCGGAGCGCGUCGAACUCGAGGUUCAGGAUUGGUGAUCUGUGAUCGAGUGCCCGCGGCUGUCGACUGGUCCUGAUACAGUGCUCUGGGGAAUGAAUGCAACGGUUACAGUGUGAAACGUUGCCCGGUGCCACGACGAGAAAUUUAAGGUGCAACGUUGUUCCGUGGACACCGUGGGUGAACAAGUGAAGCAUAUUUUCAUCGUCGAAGAGGACCUGGUACCUCGUGAAAUCCUCUUCCGCGAAUGGCGUGAGAGGAUGCUGCGUCUUCGGUGCCAGGAACUCUAAUCUGGAUUAGCAGUAUGCGAUCGUACGUGUCGUGCCUUGGGACUCGCGCUGGUCGCAUCCCCAGCGAGUGCUCGACUUCACUCUCGUGAAAAGGAGGCGUUUAUUUUCGCGAAUUGGCAUCGACGUUCGAUGCUGAACGCGAAAUCGACUUAGUGCGUCGAGUUCUCGAAAGACAAUAUUCGCCAGGCGUAUUUCUUUCGCGCUGAGAGAUUGGCUGGCGAGAAACGGUGCGCGGCUUCAUUUAACCGUCCUCGAUCUUGGAUAAUGCUGCUGAAGAAGAGCCGUCGGUUUGUUGCGCGCGAUGAUUCGCCUGUUUCCAGCGUGAUGAAUUCUCUCGUGCUUCAAAGGAGGCCAGCGUAAGAAAGGAACGAGCCGAAAUCUCGGUAAUAGAAUUCAUCGAAAAAACGAGCGGAUCGAGGGCGACGUUGUCCGGAUAAAAGGAGUCCAGGGUACGCUUAUCGAGCCGUUCCCGGCCACUGGGUUCUUCGUGGGACAAAACCUCUUCCAAGAAGUCUCGUCUGGCUCGCGUAGUCGGUGAAACCGCCGUGUUAUCGUCGUGCUAUCGGCUAGCCGGGGCUUGUCCACCACCGGAGAAAUCGGAGUCCCACUCAUGCGUAUCGAGUGAGAUACACGGUGGCCGGAAGUGCCGUCUCGAUGGGAGAGGGUCCUCGUACCAGCGUUACUUCGGCGAGACGUCAGCCUCGCGCAGCUCGAUGGGCCACGGAGAAUCGUCGAGUGAAAACAGACGCAGGGGCUGAAACGGCUGGAAGGCUCGAGUGGCGCGGAGUCCAGCUCGUUCCAACUUCCAGGGCAACGGGGCAGACGGGAAACUUCGGUAACCGUGGAACGAUACCUCUCCGCCGCCGGCUCGCUGAAAAGUUCCUCGGAAGUGUUACGACCCGCGCCAACCUCCAACGAAUCUUUUCUACUUUUAUAAGCGAACCGUGGCCGUUCCAGGACCAAGCGUCACCCAACUGUCCAUGAGCCCUGGCUUCGUUAGCCGUAAUCGUUUCCCGCGGCCCGAGUUUCCCGCCGAAGUUUCCGAACGCAAUCGUGGUUUCAUUGGUCGUUAGCCACAUUGCCCUCCGACUCGAGAGCUCUCUUCUGCCCAGGGACGUUCGAAGUUGACAACGAACGGCACCGAGACCCGAUCGUUGAUUUUCCUCCCUGCAAUCGUGCCUUUCACGCGCAAUUUUGGUAAUUUUGCAUCGCCCGGAGAUAAGGGUGCCUCCUUGCAUCGUUCUCUGUGAUAUCUGGCGGUUGGAACAGCGUUUGUCGAUGGUUGGACGAUAUUCUUCGAGGAUCACGGGCCCGACACCGAAUUUCGUCGAGCUUCGGUGAAAAAUGUGGAGACCGAAAAAAGGAUUCGACGAGGAGGAUCUUGCUGGACAAAUUCGCGCCGUUCGACGGGAGCACCUAGGGAUCGAAUCGAUGGGACGGUCUCGCCAGCACUCUGGGCCGAAGGUAAAGUAGGAUUACUUCGAUACUUGGGGGGUACGAAGAAGAAUGGAGGUGAAGUGACGAAGAAUUUAUGGAAGAUAGGUUCCAUUAGAAAGAAGAGAAAUCUUUACGCAGCGGGAAGUGUCCGUGGGUUAAAAAUUGCUUCUCGAUUCGUUUCAACCGAUCUCCCGGGCUCGACUUCGAAAAGUGGAAUCCUUGGGAUAAACGUUGUCCGAUGAAAAGAAAAUGCGAAGAAUUGAAAAUAAGAAGCUUGAUAGCAGUGCUGGAGUGGAAAGAAAAGGAAAGGCAAACUAGGUGCAAUGAAUACUUGGAAUAAUAAAAGCAACGUGGGAAGCAAACUACUCGCGAGGAUGAAACAUUUGGAACGCCAAUAACUAAGGGAACAAACCAGCCAAAAUUAAAAAAAAAAAAGAAACAAAAUUAUCAAAACGUAGUUAGGCACCCAAACGUUUGUAACUCGAGACAAUUUCUAUCCAGAAGAAUUCCUUCGAUCCGAAUUCAUACCAAGGCUUUCAUCGUCGACAGAAGCGAGCUAGAAGCGACGCAGAUACGAAGAAUAGAUGUGAACAAUCGGGGAGUGCUAGCCAUUUAAGAGGGAACGGAACAUUGUUCGCAGAGAUCUCUAGUGCUAUGCGUCGCGUUGGCUCCUGGAGCCUCGAUGACCUUGAUUCAGCGAGCAUGAAGCACCCAUCGAGGUCACCGGGUCUCGAGAUUGCUAUGGCACUGUUCGGCAUGGUCUGGCUGCUGCGUGUUCGCUCGGAGAUGCGUCGGUGCUCCAAGUGCCGGCACGAGGAGAUUCUCGCUGCCCAGCAGCAACAGCAGCAGCAGCAGCAACAACAGCAACAGCAGCUGCAGCAGCAACAGCAGCAGCACCAUCACCUUCACCAUCACCCGCACCAUCAGCAACGCACGCUGUCGCAGGCCACCAGUCUGCUCCAGACUCCCGACGAUGGCGUCAGCUCCUCUGCAAACACUCUUUUCACUUUGGACACGCCUGGCGCCGCAGGAUCCGCCGGAAGUUACUGCGAGGUUCACGGCUUCGUGCAGGCAAAAGAAGAUAUCCAGGAGUUUUACGAGCUGACGUUGCUCGACGAGUCGAAAUCGGUGCAGCAGAAAACGGCGGAGACGAUUCGCAUCGCCGACAAAUGGGAAGCCAGCGACGGGCCAAUUACGCCGACCUCCGCUCAAAACGACGGUGGUCCAGCCUUCCCCGUGAACCAGACUCUGUCGAACAUUUAUGGCCGCAGGUCGGCCAGUCCCGAUGUUCCAGACCACGUAGACGAAGUUCAGAAAACGCGGUAUACUGGCAGAGGCGUGGAGGAGCAGUUGCCACCCCCGCCAUUGCCACCCCAGCUGAAGGAGGCAGGACAGCUGGACGGAGUUCCUAGACCAAAUUCAGUCGAUCGUAUUCUUCAUCCUGAUGGUAGCCAGCACAUUCUGACUAGUCAUGAGACGCUCAAUAAGAGUCACGACAGCUGGCAAGGACACGACGGCGACCAGGCACACACGCCCCUUCUUGCGGCUGACACGAGACACGUAAACGGUGACGAUGAUUGGGAGUACGAGGAAAUCGUCCUGGAGAGGGGCGGCGCUGGGCUUGGGUUCAGCAUCGCUGGGGGCACGGACAAUCCUCACUUUGGCAACGACACCGCCAUUUACAUCACGAAACUCAUCCCAGGCGGUGCUGCGUCCGCGGAUGGCCGUCUGCGUGUCAACGACACGAUACUCCAGGUGAACGAUGUGUCCGUUGUCGACGUUCCGCAUGCAGCAGCCGUCGACGCCCUCAAACGAGCGGGCAACACCGUUAAACUAUACGUCCGGCGGAGGAGAUACGCACAGCUGAUCGAAAUCGAGUUAAUUAAGGGUAACAAGGGCCUCGGUUUCAGUAUCGCCGGUGGUAUUGGCAAUCAGCAUAUACCCGGUGACAAUGGAAUCUACGUGACGAAAAUUAUGGAGGGCGGUGCCGCGCAAGUGGACGGCCGUCUUGUAGUCGGAGACAAAUUGGUCGCCGUCAGAAACGCUCUGCAGGGCGACAAAAACCUCGAGAACGUAACGCACGAGGAAGCAGUGGCGACUCUGAAGGCGACCCAAGACCGCGUGGUUCUUCUGGUGGCGAAACCGGAAACCGGAAUCGUGCCUCCGCCACCACCCCCGAUGGCCUCGGACAAUUCACUCUCGCCGCAACCACGAAAACAAAAUGGCUCUGUGUCGGCGCUGGAAAACAACUCGACUCUGCCGUACUCGCAAGAAUCACGUCACGCGUCUUCACUCGCGCUUCAUGGAGCGACCACGCCACGAGCUGUUUCUCAAGAGGACGUAUCACGAGAGGUACGCACGGUCGUACUCAACAAAGGCUCCUCCGGACUGGGUUUCAACAUCGUCGGUGGCGAAGAUGGCGAGGGAAUUUUCAUUUCCUUCAUCCUAGCCGGAGGCCCGGCCGACCUCAGCGGUGAACUGCGUCGUGGCGAUCAAAUACUCAGUGUCAAUGGCAUUAAUCUUCGGACAGCCACUCAUGAGGAGGCCGCCGCAGCCCUCAAGGGUACUGGCCAGACAGUGACGAUCGUGGUACAGUACAAGCCCGAAGACUACAACAGAUUCGAGGCCAAGAUCCAUGAUCUUAAACAACAGAUCUCCCAGCAGAAUAUGAUGACAGGCACCCUCAUGAGGACCUCGCAGAAGAAAUCACUUUACGUCAGAGCGUUGUUCGACUACGAUCCUAACAAGGACGACGGGCUGCCGAGCCGUGGUUUGGCAUUCCGUUACGGUGAAAUUCUACACGUGACGAACGCCAGCGACGAUGAAUGGUGGCAGGCCAGAAGAGUGAAUCCUCAAGGGGAGGAGGAGGGCCUUGGGAUAAUACCGUCGCGCAGGCGAUGGGAACGGAAGCAACGCGCCAGGGAUCGUUCCGUCAAGUUCCAAGGCCACAUGCCCGUCAUCCUCGACAAGACGGUUGACCAAUUACAGCAAUCGACCCUGGACAGGAAAAAGAAGAAUUUCUCGUUCAGCAGGAAGUUCCCGUUCAUGAAGAGCAAGGACGACAAAUCCGAGGAUGGUUCGGACCAGGAACGGUCGCCCACGACACCCGAGAAUGAAAACGAUCCUACACCAUUCAUGCUGUGCUACACCCAGGACGACACUAACACCGAAGGGAGUAGAGAAAUUUUGUAUCGUGUUGAACUGCCUUAUAUGGAGGAACUGACGUUAGUUUAUCUGGAGAAGGAGGAUGAUGAGAAUUAUGAAGAGCUUAGCAGCGAAGAAAACGUGUUGUCGUACGAGGCAGUCCAGCAGCUCACCAUACAGUACACUCGACCUGUCAUUAUCCUCGGACCCCUCAAGGAUCGCAUCAACGACGACCUCAUCUCGGAGUUCCCCGACAAAUUCGGCAGCUGUGUGCCACAUACAACGAGGAGUAGAAGAGAAUACGAAGUAGAUGGACGUGAUUAUCACUUCGUGGCGUCGAGGGAACAGAUGGAGAGGGAUAUUCAGAACCACUUAUUCAUCGAAGCUGGACAGUACAAUGACAAUCUUUAUGGAACCUCCGUGGCGUCUGUUCGAGAAGUCGCCGAAAAGGGAAAACACUGUAUCCUUGACGUGAGCGGAAACGCCAUCAAGAGGUUACAAGUGGCGCAGCUGUAUCCCAUCGCCAUCUUCAUCAAACCGAAAUCCGUUGAAUCGGUCAUGGAAAUGAACAAGAGAAUGACAGAGGAACAAGCGAAAAAGACGUACGAACGAGCAUUGAAGAUGGAGCAGGAGUUUGGAGAAUACUUCACCGCCGUGGUGCAAGGCGACACGCCCGAGGAGAUCUACGUUAAAGUAAAGGAAGUGAUCGCCGAGCAGUCUGGCCCGAACAUUUGGGUACCAUGCAGGGACCAGCAACUGUGACGUCCUGCCCCCCACGCUCAGCCUGGCCCGAACGCUUGGACUCUACCUCCGAGGCGUCAAGCUUAAUUACUCUUAAUAAAAUAAUCAAGUAACCACUCUCAAUGCCUUCCCCGUUCCCAUCCCGAUGCCGUUCUCACCCACACGCCCUCCCGUCCCAAUUCGAGUAACACAAUGUCCCAGUUAAAGGCGUUAACCGAGCGAUACGAAGCUCGCCGAGAAUGGCUUCGUCCAACGAAGCCUCGAGAUUCACCGAUGUUAGUCUCGCGAGAGAGUAAAGGGGUUAACGAACAGAGAUUAUAAAGAGUAUGCGAUAUGUUCCUCAGCGUGUUCAGUCUCCUACGUGACUCAUAACUUGUGAAGUCGAGAGCUCGAUCGUUUGAGACACGAAACAAUCGACUUGUACGUCCGAAGACAACGUUGGACUGACUCGUUUCGAAAUCAAGCGUGACCCGUGUCGAUUAUCGUCACAGAAUAUUUAACCCUUUCGUUGGGAGCCAGUUCAAUGCGCGAUGAUCUCUGGACGGCGACUAUGGUCGUAUUAGAAGGGUUCCAGGCGAUGAUCCCCUUCGAACGCGACAGCAUAGCUGGGACGCGCGUUAUAGUGUUAAUACCAAAAGGUGUUUUGUUGUACCAAGAUGUUUUUCAUGCAUACAACGGGUUUGUUGAGAACAAGGAGACACCGCCUGUCGCGUACUCGUCUUCAUGUUGAUUUUAUUACACGGUAUAAGCGUCGAUGCGAAUACACGCGGCGGUCGGACCGAAGCCCCUCGCCCCGCAACGAACAAACUCAACGAACGUUAAUCGUGCUUCGUAUUUUAUAACGAACGCCCUCCACCCCCUACCCCCGACCAGAGAUGGGCAUAAUUUUUAUCUAGAAAGAAUAAAAUUACAAACUGAAUAAUACAAUCAUACUGAAAUAAUAGGAAAGCUUAUCUGAACGAAGGAUAAUAAUUUUCAAGGCUCCUAUAAGCUAGUAUUUAAUUUGUUGUUUGAAGCUCUUGAAUUUUGUUGUACGAGAACACUGAUCCUAUCAGGUAUCAACUUUAAGUAUUCUUUCAUGCUAUUUAAUUAAAUUUAUGUUGUAUAAAGUAUACAAGUUCACUUACAGGUCCCAAAAAUUUAAAAUUCCAAAACCACCCCUUCGAAACGUAUAAUUAAUAGCUUUUUCGAGACCAAUUGUCACCAAUUUAACCUGCAUGAAUAGAUUUUUAUUCUAGCAAGAUUCUGCCCACCUCUGCCUCCGGCGUCUUCGUCGUCCUCCCAAUGAAGAAGACGUGGGAACGCCGUCGUGUAUUCGCCUCGAUAUCGAUUUUAACGCGUAUAUCGACGACUCGACUCCGUGGUCGAGGAGCCGUGUUUUACGGGACAAAGACUCGCGCCACGGUUGUUCCGCGAUCAGAUCAACCGUGAUGCGUUCUACACGUUGUGUAUGUAUAGCUGCGAUCCACUGGUGAACGCGACACCAGGUUAUGCGAACGGAGCGUGACACACAAGGAUCGCAAACACGAUUUCUCGCCGCGAUCCAAUCGCAACGAUGCGCACACAGCACCGCUAGACGCUUGAAACCAUGAUUCUCCACGCGCAAAUCGCGGCGGGAUUUGUAUCAAAUUAUGAAGAAGAGAAAGAGAAAGUAAGAUAAAGAGAAACGCAACAGGAUUUAACGGAUGCGCGGUAAAUAAAAUUGAUAAUGAAAAUUAAAAAAAAUAACUUGGCUUCGUCGAUCACUAUAUAUAGCUUGUCCGGUUAAUUCUGAGCGAAGUAGCGCGGUAUUUUUUAAUGUACUUAAUCGCAAUAAGAGGCGGCGAAGAUGAAAAUCGGAGGAGUAUUCGCUCGAAUCGUCGAACGACGUCGUUGUCGAUGCGUAAACGUUAACUAUGAUAUAGAAAAAGAGGAGGAGGUGAAAGAAAAAAAAAAUAAAAGUGAACGAUACGUCGAUACUCGACGAGUGUAUCCCCGCGUCGUUCCAUUGUUGUACGCCGAGUAUACAUACGUGUUUCGCGAUAAAUAAUGGGUGAGCAAACAUACGAGACGCAAUGUCGAGAACCUCACGAUUCAUCAAACCACACAGGACAAAUCUCUAGAUGCUAGAAUAGCGAUAUAUAAUGUUUUGUACAGCUAGAUUACUAAGCCAGUACUGGGUUAUGUGCAACAUUAUAUAUAUAUAUAUACAGGGUGUCCCAAAACUCGGGGAGGAGCCGGAAAGGGGGGGUAGCUGAGACGAUUCUGAACAACAAUUUCCUUUGCAAAAAUGUCGGAUGGGGCUUCGUUAAGGAGAUAUUAAGCGAAAACCCCGACCAAUCAGAGCGCGCGUAGACCGUUGGAGCGGCCGCGGUAGCGAAGGCUACGCGCUAGGUCGAUGCUUCGAUGCACGUCGAGUCACCUGUUCGCGUGCAAGCGCGGCCGCCAGCGCGUAGCCUACGCUACCGCGGCCGCUCCAACGGUCUACGCGCGCUCUGAUUGGUCGGGGUUUUCGCUUAAUAUCUCCUUAACUAAGCCCCAUCCGACAUUUUUGCAAAGGAAAUUGUUGUUCAGAAUCGUCUCAGCUACCCCCCAUUUCCGGCUCCUCCCCGAGUUUUGGGACACCCUGUAUAUAUAUACAUAUAUAUAUAUAUACAUAAAAAUAUAUAUAGAAAGAGAGAGGGUGAGACAGAAGAGAGAAGGCGACGAGCUGCGUUGGGAGAAAGAAUGAACUCUAUUGUAAUUUAAAUACCACUACUAAAUUAUUAUUACGAUAGUAGGUAUGUAUUAUUGUAAAUACCUGUACCCGGGUAAUCGAGAUGGAAUGCUGGUAACGCGAGCGUGAACCUAAACGGGCAGCGGAGCUUCUCGUGGGGUGGGAAUGUUAUACGCCACCCGUGGUUUAUAUUUUUCGAAUUUCGAGCGAAGCGUUCAUUUUCGACAUUCGUUUUCUACGAUUGGCACCGGCCAAUCCAUAGAAAGCUGAGAUAUGCGCGCGUUUCGAGGACGAACUGUGGGAAACAACGAGUUUAGCUCGACAAGUUCAACCCCCUAUUGCAUGAAUUCCAAUUCAUCUUAUAGAAAACAUUCAUCGAUUGCUCACUCUGGCUGAAGCUACUCGCUAGAUACUCCUAAAUGAGAGUCUCAUGGAAUUUCCUGAAUGAAUCGAACAAGGGUUGUUUUCGUUGGGUGCAUGCAAUAGAGGGUCUACUCUCUAUAACCCAAAUUCUGGUUUCUGGAAACUAUUGUACACUGAUAAUCAUUGACAAUAGAGGAAUACUAGGAAGGUGAAUUUAAUUAAUCGUAAUCUUCCAACUGUAUCUAUAUUUGUGUGGUCAAUUUUACCUAAUAGUUGUGAGUAGUAGAGUGGUGGAGUGUCUGAAGGCUGGAACUAUAUAAACCGAAGACGAAAGAGUGCAUCAGAAACUACCCUUUUGAUCCGACGUCUUUGAUGUUAGCUGAAGCAUUUCUAAGCCAAUUUCUUUUUUAAUUAAAAACUGAGUAUAGUUACAUCCUCCUGACAUUAGACCAUCGAUCGUUUGUUGCCCAUUCUAUUACCUUUAGAGCCACAAUUGCACACAUUGAUAAAAGAAUGAAAUCAGACUUUGAAAGUAUAGAUAUACACGUAACCUCAGAGUCACAGAAGGUUAUAGAGGGUGAAAGCCUUGGCGUAGCGACAGAGAUGAGACCAGGCGAUUAGACUAUCACCUAGACAGCGAUUAGACUAUAGCCUAGCUAACAACUGUCAUCCGUUACUGUUUAAAACGAGGUAGACUAUGAAAGGAUGACAAGGACAGCACUCGAACCGAGCUCAGGGAUCUUAUUUGACUUGUCGAGCUAUACUUCCCUCGACUCACACCAACGAAACGCCUCGUAACUAUUUCACCCUGGAUACUUGCUCAGCGAGAAGACCAGAGCGCAAAACAAUCAGUGAGUUCAUUGCGAACAGUACUCACAAGCUAGCGGAAAAAGCAGUAUACUUGGUGGAAUAAAUAUAGCAAUCUUGUAAAAACUGCAGGAUAUAGUUUGCCAGCAACUCAGGGCCACCUUGGAAGAAUUUUUUCGUGGAUGUUAGAACUUUAACCCUCUACUGUGUAAUGUGCCCAACUGGGAAUCUAAUAAAAGCAAUUCCUGUGAAUUUUAAAAGAUUCGAGUGUGGUACUAUCUCGAGAGGCCUUGUAGAAAUCAGGCAAUUUUUAUUUAGAGGUUUUCUGCUGAACAUUUUAAUUAAAAAUAUACUCGAACUAUAGUUUAAUAUAAGAUAGUACAAGAUUUGUAUAUUUAUUAUUGUAGGAUAAUUUAUAUAUUUUACUCUAUCGUUUUAAUUAUGAUUUUUUAUCGACACACGAGUAUUUGUACAAAUAAUUUCUUUUUAGAAGAAUAGAAUUAAACUCACGCGAUGGAGGGUUGAAAGACCUUUCGUAAUUUACUUAAAAACAGGUCGCCGUAUUUGUUUCACCAACUGUACCGUUUCACGUGCGAUUAUCGAGAAGAAAGCACCGAUAGAGAUCUUUGUGGAGAGAAAUUUUGCCGAGCGUCGAAUAAACGAUGGUUUAAUCGUAGGGGAAGCGUAUACAACGUCGUAAUAUCCGCAAGCGUAACCGUUUCGUUUGCAAUCGCGUGAUCCACUGUGACGGCGAUCCAAAGAUGAGCAAAAUUUUUAUUCGAAUGAUUAAAACAUGAUUCAGCUAUUACUCGUUAAAUAAAUAUAAAAAUUUGUAUCAUAUAAUACAAUACAGUGACCAGUUAUUACGAUCGCUUAUUUAAAAAUUUACGAAUAAUUUGUAAGUUUUAAUACUUUUUCUAGAAUUAAUUUUUAUUCUUACACCAAGAUAUUUAUAAGUAAUGUAGAAUUCUUUCAUAGAAUUUAAUCAUCGACUGUAUUUCACAAUGGAAAACCAAAAAUUUAGCACUGUUCGGGAAUAAAUAGCUGUACGCUACUUUUAUUCGUACGCGAUUCGAAUAAAAUUUUGCCGAUCUCUGCUUCGAUCCGAUCGAACCCUGCGAUUGCUUCUCCCUUAGUUAGACGAGCGGAAGUGUCGAUUUUGCGUUUCUGUUCGUUACGUAGGAUGUCCCGUGAGCGAAUGAGCGCCGAUUAAUCGGGUAUAAUUAGUAUGGGUACGCUUUCUACGAGCUAUUUUUCCUACGACAAUGAAUCCUGUGUUUAAAAUCGUUAACGCAACAGCCGUCGCACCGUUAUUAUACGAUGAAACGAAACCGUGUGUAAGUUUUCAGAGGCCGAGAAAUGGCGAGCAGCGUCGCCACGAUUCGCACAUGUCGUGCCUGAAUACAGAGAGAAAAUGUAAGAGAGACGACGAGAGGGCUAGGCUUCGCCCAGGUUAAAGAGUAACGAAAAUUUAAUGGAUGAAAAAUCGUGAAAAAGAAAAUAACAGAACAAGAUACGAUUGCAGAGAAAGACGUCUGUCUCGAUGUAAAGGAAACGUAUAAAGAGAAUAAUUACUACAGACACUUAUUACACACCUCUAUAGUCUAUUUAAUAAUAUUACUUAUUGAAUUGUCAAUCUCAUGUUCACCUUGUUUCAUCGUUUUUAAAUAGUUAAUAAACGUUUUACCAAUUUUAA
Messenger RNA from Hylaeus volcanicus, 11335 nucleotides. RefSeq names its product disks large homolog 4 (gene dlg1). NCBI's taxonomy places the organism in Eukaryota, Metazoa, Arthropoda, Insecta, Hymenoptera, Colletidae. The transcript has 24 exons. The record is from RefSeq and is a predicted model, not a curated record. Gene Ontology annotation, molecular function: kinase binding. The coding region runs from base 2544 to 5795 and encodes 1083 amino acids. Gene Ontology annotation, biological process: chemical synaptic transmission. Gene Ontology annotation, cellular component: neuromuscular junction; postsynaptic density membrane; neuron projection.